AUGUCCGAGGAGAUGUCACGCAUCAAGGUCGUUCGCGUCGCCUGCGAUGGCGAGGGCCUCGAGCCCAAGGCUUACGACCUGCCCUCUACCCAUGAGAUCUUCAGCAAGGGAGCGGUUUCCAAUCUCACCACCAGCAUCGGCAUCACGCUCCUCAUCUUGAACGUCUAUCCUUCUCUGAAGGUCCCCAAUAACACCAGAACCGCACGCCAGCAGCGCCCGCCGAAGACCUAUGGGUACACGCCUGACGGCCCGUACUUCCCCAACUCGAUUGCUUCGAUCCUGCUGGCGGCGGAUGACCUCCGCGGCAGCGUCAUGGUCGCGCGUCAGGACGGGCGCGAUCUGUACGUCGAGCACCUCGACAUGAUCAUGCAGUUCUUUCAUAGUGUCGUUGAAGCCAAGAAGGAAUACCACGGCACCGACGAAGAGGUCGCCGCCAUGAUGAGUCCAUUGGUGUUCCGACGCUUUUACGAGCAGCAGGUCAAGGCCCACCAGGACAACGCGGUCAAAUGCCACUCGCUUGCUGAUGUUCCGUCUCCCUUCUCGGACAUCAACACCGAGAUCAUCUUGGCGGGCAAGAGCGAGUCCAUGGAUGUGGACAUGGCGGAGUCCAAGGACGAAGGCGUUGCCUGGUAA
This is a messenger RNA of Lecanosticta acicola, 633 nucleotides long. Lineage: Eukaryota; Fungi; Ascomycota; Dothideomycetes; Mycosphaerellales; Mycosphaerellaceae. The record is from the annotation of a GenBank genome assembly.